Molecule: messenger RNA, 4635 nt
Organism: Macrobrachium nipponense
Lineage: Eukaryota; Metazoa; Arthropoda; Malacostraca; Decapoda; Palaemonidae
Product: gastrula zinc finger protein XlCGF52.1-like
Exons: 2
Coding region: 3212-4420 (402 amino acids)
Biological process (GO): regulation of transcription by RNA polymerase II
Cellular component (GO): nucleus
Molecular function (GO): RNA polymerase II cis-regulatory region sequence-specific DNA binding; DNA-binding transcription factor activity, RNA polymerase II-specific
Source: RefSeq, a predicted model, not a curated record
GGUUGCGCAGUCGAGUACGAUUUGCACAGGAGUUUAUCAUCUUCUUGUUGGUAUAUCGUUGCGCAAUCUGAUGGGUAGGCUUAGAUAUGAUGGGAUUUUGUAGGUCGUUUGGUAUCGAGCACCCAGGCGUAGUAGGUUCCGGGUUCUUGGGUGCUGCUCUUGGGGGGGUUCGGUUUUCUCCUUUUUCCUGUUCCAGUGUGUCCGGACAGGUCUGACAGAGGAUAGAUACCUUUGAAGAGAGACUCUUUUGCUAGUUGUGGGUUUUUGUUUCUCCGGCGAAGGAAGCGAGUAUACGGGUUGUGGACUUUGUCCAGUCUCUCUUUCCGCAUUCCAGGCUCCGGAGGAAUCUCGGUUAAUUCAAGUAAUGAUUGAUACGUUGUAUUCAACCAAACCAGCAGUCUCAAACAUCAAGUAGGCUAGUCUGGUUUCGGGGAGUCUGGCAGUUUUUUGGGGAAGGACUAAGCUAGCAUCACUUUUCUGUUUAAGGUAGCGGGUAACUCCUCUGCUGGAGUCCGACUUCCGGUUUGCGAGUCAGUUGAGGUUUUUUCUCUAUUGGGUUCCUUCAUUGAUUCGUGUGGUAGGGGUUACAGAUCAUGAGGCUCGUAUUUGGAAGACACCUUUCACAGCCAGUGGGAGACCUUGCCCCACUCUGUGUGGAUGUGGUGAGUUCAUGGGUGUUUCUCUGAGUCUGGACUAUGAUAACCUCUUCACUUUGGUUUCGAGGAGGUUUGCAUACCAGACUAACAUUUCUGAGGGUUAUGCUAUGUUCUGGUCAAGGAGAGAAGGGACUAUUGUUAUUCAUUGCCUCAGCGCUAUCCGGACACUCAUAAGAAAGGGGUUCUUAGUCAAUCCAAGGGCGCAAAGUGUCGCGGAGGGCUACCCUUUGGCUUCCGGAGGAAUGUUUCGCUGUCUGCGAUUGUGUAGGUGGUUAUUUGAGAGUCGUUGUGGUUUUUCACAUGUAUAGAAGUUGGUGCAGGUCGCAGGGCCAUACUAUUUCCAGUCCUACAAUUCCGAAAAUAGCGGAAUUCUUGCUUUUCCUUAGACAAAGGAAGAACCUCUCGUACUCAUCAAUUGCAGGGUAUAGAGCUAUGCUUAGUAGCACCUUUCGUUUCCAUCUACCUGAAACAUCUUCCAGCAGAGUGAUUCAUGAUUUGUUGAGGUCUUUCAAGAUCGAGAGGCCGAGGACCCCGUCUCACGCACCUCCCUGGAAUCUUUCAAUGGUCUUAGGUUUGCUGGCUUCUUCAGAAUUCGAGCCUUUGGAGAAUUUAACGCUGAAAGAGCUGACGAAGAAGUUCCUUUUUCUAGUAGCGUUAGCAACAGCAAGAAGAAUAGAGGAACUUCAAGCUAUCGCCAGAGAUAUUUCGUGGGUUGGAGAGGAUCUGUUCCUGUCUUACCUUCCCAAAUUCUGAGCAAAGACAGAGUCAGAGUCUAAUCCUCUUCCCAGGUCGUUUAGAGUAACAGCAUUGACCGACUUCGUGGGAGGAGACGAGAAAGAGUUGCAGUUAUGUCCGGUGAAAGCAUUGGGAGCUUAUCUGAAUAAGACGAAGAAACUGAAGCCCAGACCCAGAACCUUAUUCGUUUCCCCCAAAAACCCCUCUCGGUCUAUCUCCAAAAGCGCAAUCGGCUUUUUCCUCAGGGAACUUAUUCGACAAGCAAUAACUGAAGGCUCAACCGGUUCAGAUAGUACAAGGUUGACAGGAGUCAGAGCUCAUAGCAUUAGGGGGAUGGCAACUUUGGCAGCCUUCUUAAGAAAUUUUUCAGUAUCGGCGAUUCUGCAGGUAGCGACUUGGAAGUCAGUUUUGGUUUUCACUUCCUUCUACUUGAGGGAUGUUCAGUUUCAGUCCGACAAAGGGUUUUUAGGUCCAUUCGUGGCAGCGGGAGCAGUUAUAGGGGAUAGCCAUUAGUUAAUACGAGUCAGUGAUCAGAGUUAGUAUUAGAGUAGGGAGCGAAUAUUAGGGAUAUGUAGGUAUUCAUGAUAGGAUAUAUCACGAGAGGAUUUUAAGUAUUAGGACAGAUAGGAAAGAACAGGUCUGGGUCUAUCUGAGGGUAUUCUUCCAAGUGCCAACCAGGCAGAGAACAGACAGGCAGGUACAACACUACAGGAGAGGACAUCACUACAAACGACGACACCGUUUCAGACGCAGCGAUGGACAGACAUCACAACGUUUUUGGUUUUCUCCUCCGUACAUGAGAGGCCUAAGGCCAUAUGGGAGGUCUUCAGUUUCCCUCCAUACAUGAGAGGCCGAGAGCCACAUGGGAGGUCUUCAGAUUCCCUCCAUACAUGAGAGGCCGAGAGCCACAUGGGAGGUCUUCAGUUUUCCUCUACUCAGGUGAGGCACAUAGCCAGCUGAGAGGAAACAGGUUUGUAUCCCUCCCGCACUCAAUGAGUUUUGACCUUUAGGGUAGAGGUGCAGGGAGUUUUUCCCUCCACAUAUGGGAGGCCUAGAAGGCCACACAAGGGAGAUUAGUUUGGACGAGUGGCAAAUGAACUUGAGACUGACUCGCGUACUCGUCUCCAAAUGCAUUCUGGUAAAGAAAAUGAGUCGGGUGAGAGCUUAAUUAUAUUGACCAACAACUGGUACAGUGGAGGGCCGGGCAGAUUUGAUUCCCCACUAAAUUAAUGUUGUUAAUCGGGCUUAUUCAGGUGUUCAGGGGGUGUAUUGCAAUAUGAAGUUUUUAUUGUAAAACUAAUAUUGUAAUACCUACCUGAACACCUGAAUGAUUCCCACCCUCCUCCCCUCUCAUACAGAGUUAUUGAGUUAUGAUUGACGUGAGAGGGCAGGUGUGACCGGCCCGUGAGGCAGGGCUACCAGCGGUGGGUUGGUAACGAGGGUGUUUGCCAGGAGAUUGGCAACACUGAUCGUUUAUUUUAACCAAAGAUUUGGUAAAUUUUUAAUAAAUGAGGGUUCGGGCUGGUAAGUGACCAGGGCUUAUUCAGGUGUUCAGGUAGGUAUUACAAUAUUAGUUUUACAAUAAAAACUUCAUUUCUCUUUCUUGCAGAUAAUUCGCGAAGCACCAACUGCAGAUUUGGUGAGAGGUUCUUGGAAUUAAAGUUACGAUACAAAAUUAUCAAAAAGGAACUCUAUUCCUUGGUCUUGUUGGGAACUUGUGAGGACCGUCGUUCAUUUCAUUUUGCUAUUCUUCCAAACGGAGGAAAUUUCCUUCGGAUCCUUACUAGGAGUGAGUAUUGCACAUAGAACAUCUUGUGGAAAUGGAAGGUGAAGAAUCGUCAUCAUUGCUGCUACUCAAAGAAGAGAAGGAGGAUCUGGAGGAGGGUCCAACUGAAAACGCAGAUGACAACUCUUCGUUUGCAGACCCAUUCUUAGAAGUCAAGGCGGAAUCUGAAUUUGUUGAUUAUGGUGAUUUUGAUGUGAACUGUUCUCAAUCUACUAUCAAGUGUGAAAAGGACAGCUCUCCAAGCUGUGAUGAUGAGAGCAGAAAGGAAAAGAUCUGUAUUGGAGGAGAAAAUAGAUGUUUUGGUAGAAGCAAGGCAGCAUGGAAGCGAUUAACUUGUGCUGAAUGCCAAAGGACUUUUUCAAGAAUUGACAACCUGAAAUCCCACAUGAGAACUCAUACGGGAGAGAAACCAUAUACUUGCUCUGUAUGUCAAAAAAGUUUUUCUGGUUCAAGUGGUUUCAUGUAUCACAUGAGAACUCAUACAGGAGAGAAACCAUAUACUUGCUCUAUAUGUCAAAAAAGUUUUUCGGUUACAGGUAAUCUCACAAAACACAUGAAAACUCAUAUGGGAGACAAACCAUAUACUUGCUCUGUAUGUCAAAGAAGUUUUUCUCUUUCAAGUACUCUCACAAAACACAUGAGAACUCAUACGGGAGAGAAACCAUAUACUUGCUCUGUAUGUCAAAAAAGUUUUUCUGUUACAGAUAAUCUCACAAAACACAUGAGAACUCAUACGGGAGAGAAACCAUAUACUUGCUCUGUAUGUCAAAAAAGUUUUUCUGUUACAGGUAAUCUCACAAAACACAUGAGAACUCAUACGGGAGAGAAACCGUAUACUUGCUCUGUAUGUCAAAAAAGUUUUUCUGAAUCAAGUACUCUCAAAUAUCACAUGAGAACUCAUACGGGAGAGAAACCGUAUACUUGCUCUGUUUGUCAAGAAAGUUUUUCUUAUUCAUGUACUUUCAAAUGUCACAUGAGAACUCAUACAGGAGAGAAAUCAUAUACUUGCUCUAUAUGUCAAAAAAGUUUUUCUGAAUCAAGUAAUCUCAAACGUCACAUGAAAACUCAUACGGGAGAGAAACCAUAUACUUGUACUGUAUGUCAAAAAAGUUUUUCUAUUUCAAGUACUUUUAAAACACAUGUAAGAACUCAUACGGGAGAGAAACCAUUUACUUGCUCUGUAUGUCAAAAAAGUUUUUCUGACUCAAGUAAUCUCACAAGACACAUGAAAACUCAUGCAUGAGAGAAAGCAUUCAUUUACCAAACAAUCUCAAAAGACACGAGAAUUCACACUAGACAGAAACUGUAUAUUACUUGAUCUCUGUCCAAGUAAUUUUUAUCAUUAAAUGUUUUUAUAUAUCUGCUGUAAUUUAUAUUUUCAUACAUUCAACUUCCCUGUCAGAUAUAUACUUAGCUAUAGACUCUGUCAUCCCCGAAAGAUAUUCAAAUUUCGCGGCA